Molecule: messenger RNA, 4488 nt
Organism: Xyrichtys novacula (pearly razorfish)
Lineage: Eukaryota; Metazoa; Chordata; Actinopteri; Labriformes; Labridae
Source: the annotation of a GenBank genome assembly
GGUCCGUCGUUUUUAGUGUUCCGGGGUUUUCCAUGAUGGCGGUACCUGCAGGACGGUCUGUGGUGUUCGUGACUGGAAAUGCUAAAAAACUGGAAGAGGUAAAAUUCGAUGUUUUCAUAACAGAGACAAACUGAAAGAGAGAGCUGUUUUUAUCAGAAUAUUUAUUGAUACUUAUUGAUGAUAUACGAGCUGUAGAAGGAUCCAUCACCCCCCUAGUUUCAUGGGGCACAAAAACAGUCCUCAGACUUACUCAGUUUUUUUUUUUUGAAAGUCAGUUAUGAACCGAUUUGUGUACAAAAUGGUCAAUUUUAUUUAAAAAGUUUUAAAAAGUCCUUCCCUGCAGCUGCUAGUAAGAAAGGCUCUGCUGUUAUUAAAGCUCCUUUGAGGAACUUCCAGUCUGUGUCAGCUUUGUCGCCCCCCUGUGGACGAAGUUCUUUUUGCUUCUGUUGUCCUCUACAUGCCGAAAUGGUGACUUUGGUGACUCCUGCUGACUUUUGACUGCCAAAUGUAUCUUUUAUCAUUUAUUGUGGAGAAUGUAAAAAGGGCUGUUUCCUUAACCGCUUUGUUGACACCCACCCCUCACACUUUCUCAGACGACCAUCACAGAAUAAAAAUUUUUAAUCUUGUUGCUGAUAGUCUAAUCAUUAAAACUUAUCAAUGUGAAAUUAAGUCUAUUUCAUUGAUGUAAAAAAAAAUCUUUGCUGGAGCUUAACCUUUGAACAAAGAUUCUCUAUUAAAGAGCUUCUCCACAGCGUCGAACAUAGAGGUUAAAGCAAAAAGACCAGACUGAAAUGAGAGAAAAACAUUUAAAAUUGUGGGUUUAUGAAUUGCUGAGUGUCAAAGCCACAUGAAAAAUGAACAUUUUGAAGUCAACCUACUACAGGAAUAAAGUAUUAGGAAAUUAGAUUUUAAUGUUUUGAGGUAAAAGUCACAUUGAUUCAAAAGUAAAGUACCAGUAAAAGGAUUAUAUGAGCACAAAGUUAUAAUGUUAUGACAAUAAAGUUGUAGUUUUGGUUUACAGUGAGCAGCCUGCUGUCUCCACUUAAAUAAGGAACAUAGAGCAUCUGGUUAAAGACUGAGCAAAAAGCUGAGACAUUUGGUAACCCCCCUUCAAAACAACAUUACAAGGCUAAUCAUUGACCAACUCUGAGUAUUUCCAUAAACUGAUGUAGUGCACAAACCUACUGAUUUACUCAGAUUAUGUUCCUGUGAUACAUGAAAAGUCUGAUCAGAGGACCUGCUGCUUUUAUAAUAUAAAACACUUUUUCAAAGUCAUCAGAAAUGAAACAAUUAUGAUGCUUCACUUAAUUUAAACUAAUCUAAACAUACUUUGUGUAAUAUAUUUAAUAUCUUUGGAAAAUGCUGCUAAAUGCUACCUUUAAAUUAAGAAGCUGGUUCAGUUGCAGCAUAUAUGUUUGAUACAAAGCUGCAAAAGUGCUGUGAAAUAAAGAUGUGUGUUCUCAUGAGUACAAAUGUGAGUUACUGUUUAUGUUGCUAACAGCAGUUGACCUUUUUCAUUUUUCUCAGGGGUUUUGGCUGUGAGGGAAAAGUUACUAUUUGUUUAGCUUGUUGUUUUGUUUUUAUUUUAUACUUCAGGUCAUCCAGAUCCUCGGAGACAAGUUCCCCUAUAAACUGGUGUCCAGAAAGAUUGACUGUAAGUAUCAGAGAUAAAGCUGCAUCUAUCCAUCAAUUAGAAGUUAUAACUCUUUUCUAUAUUUCUAUUCUACGAUAGUAAACAAAUAGUCAUUGAGCUUUAUACAAAGCAAGCAAGACAAUUCGAUGCAAAAAUAGGUUCAAAUAAACUGUGUAAUUCACCUGUAAAACCGAUUAAUCACUCAGAGCAUAAUAGGCAGAUUGGUCACACUAGGCACAAAAAAACUACACUUCUAGAGAGAGUCUUCACUUCAUAUGUGCCAAAUACUGCAGUUCUUCUUAUGUCCACUAGAGGCUGUGUUCUUCAGUAGGCGAGUCCCCAUAGAGCUCCAUGUUCAAACAUAACAGCAGGAAAAAAAAACAUGUUUACACCCUUGAACAAAAAAAAAAGUUUGGGUCUGUGUUGCUCAUCUCUUUAUUUAUGACAACUGUACAGACUGAAUUUAUGGACGAGAGUACUCACAAGAUUAAGGAUCAAAACACAUUUUUACAUUAGUUUAAGGACUAAUCUCAUCUGUUGACAUCAGAUUAAGGAUUAAAUUUAACUGUUUACAUUAGACUGGAUCAGCAAUCAGCAUUUUCAGUUAAAUGACACCUAUCUUUGGGUUUCAGAACUCUUCUCUAGAGAUCAGUGGAUAACUUUAUGUAUAUUCACUGCAUGGCCACACCCCCAAUCAGAAUCAGAAAAGAAAGCAGCAGGCAGGUUCAUCUAAUAUUUACAGACUAAUUGUUGUUUCUUUCAGUGCCAGAGUUUCAAGGAGAGCCAGACGAGAUCUCCAUACAUAAGUGUAAAGAGGCCGCUCAGCAGGUACAGUACCUACAAUUAAAUGUAAUCUUUUAUUUUUAAUGUUCAUUUGAUGUGCAUGUGCCCAAUGAGUGCAGAUCAAACCUCGUAAGACCACAAAGAACAAAUCAACAGGGUAACUACAAAGUUUUUCCAGCAGAGCUUUAUAGUUUACAAUCCUCUCAGCACUGUCUGCAGCACAAGUGGCAGAGCGUCACAGCUGAACAGGUGAUGGUCCUUAAAAACUGGAUUAAAAAACUGUUGACAUGGCAGCUCCACAAGAGUGAAGCUAAAACAUUCAGCACUCCCCCUGGAUCAAACGAGAAAGUCCAAAUCCAGGUCAAAGAAGUGUUUCUGUCAUUAUACUUACUUCUUAACAUGCGGAUUUACGUCUGUGUGUUUGUUUUUCUGUCUAGUUCAAUUUGAAUUACUUACUUGGUGCUGUACAGAGAGCCCUAACAGCAUGAUUGACUGCUGUGUUGACCAAUGAGACUCCUGCAGGGCUGUGAACACCAGAUUAUCAGGGAGGGAAACAAUGAGAGGAAACAUGAAAGCUACCAUAAAAGUCAUUUUUCAUUUCAGUGCAAAAUCUACCUGAAAAACAUCUGUUUUUUUCUCCGAUUGCUGAAAAAUCUGUGCUCAUUCUCUUAAAUCAGUGUCAUUCUCAAAAUCCCUCAUCACUGAGCCCCUUAUUCUGACAAUUUUUUUUGUCAUUCAAUUCCCGCCUCAGGUAGACGGGCCGGUUAUAGUGGAGGACACUUGUCUGUGUUUCAGGGCUCUAGGAGGUUUACCCGGUCCUUACAUGUGAGUACAAUAUCUGCUCUUGUUUCAUCAGUUAUUUUAUCUUUAAGAACAAAAAUAUGGACAGAAAUAAUCAAAACUUGACUUUGUUUAUGCAGAAAAUGGUUCCUGGAUAAACUCAAGCCAGAGGGUAAGUUUUUUAUGUAGCAUCGUGGUCCUUGAGAAUUAAAAUUCAAUCUCAUUGUGUCCUCGUAUUUGGUUAAAAUGAUAAAAAAACUUGACAUGAAGUUUGUGAAAAAAAAAUGCUCUGAUGUGUUUGAAUCUUCUGUUUUAGGUUUGUACAAACUGCUGGCUGGGUUUGAGGAUAAAUCAGCGUGGGCUCUCUGUACUUUUGCGUUCACUGCUGGUAAAGAUGAACCGGUCGAGCUGUUCAGAGGGAUAACAGAGGUCGGUCUAUCGCUCUCUCAUUGUGAGAGGACAUGUGCACAGCUCUUAUUGUCUAUUAAAGAGGUGUUUUUGGUGAUUUUUAGGGACACAUCGUGGAGCCAAGAGGCCCCAGAGAUUUUGGAUGGGAUCCUUGUUUCCAACCAGACGGUUAUGACAAAACGUGAGUGUCCUUUAUAAACCAGCAGGGGGAGCUAGAGGCUAACACACAGCUGUUUGUUUUAGUCAAGUUUGAAUUGGUUCAUGCAAAGUUUGUGAGCAGAAGUGAAGGAAGAUAACAAGAGGGAGAAAUGUAAUUAUUAAAGUCUGAUUAAUUAAUAAAGUCUUACAGUCUGAGGCUGAAGUGUAAGUCCUCCUGUUAGUCUAAAUGUUUGAUUAAAGAGAUCUGUCAUUUAGGUAAGACUGACAUUUCAAUAUUUUCUUUAAAUUAAGAGAGUAAAUGAUUUAUUAUUCCUCAUCUUUGUCCUUAUUCCUACAUUUCUCCUCAGUCAGAGCCCCUAAAGUUAUUCAUAAAACCUACAAAAGCAUUCAUGUUUACUGACUGUAUCAUGUCCCCCUUCUCUGCAGAUACGCUGAGCUCCCUAAAGAGGUGAAGAACAGUAUCUCUCACCGUUAUCGAGCGCUAGCUGCCAUGUCUGAACACUUCUGUAAAUCCAACAACACCUCACCACAGAGCAAGAAGAAGAAGCAGGUGGACUGAGGCUCUCACUCUGCUGUACUGACUUGAUUGUAAUGAUGCAGAUCUACGCACUAUGAGACGUAUUAAUGUCAAAUCAGAAAACAGGACCACAGAUUUGUGAUCUGAUUGUUUAUGUGCUGAAAAGAUGUCAUAAUAAAACUUAUUGUUUUUUUAAACUUUUAGUUGA